Molecule: messenger RNA, 19454 nt
Organism: Porites evermanni
Lineage: Eukaryota; Metazoa; Cnidaria; Anthozoa; Scleractinia; Poritidae
Source: the annotation of a GenBank genome assembly
AAACAUACGUGUAGAUUUCAAAAUGGCGUCAGUUUGAUCGCCUGAAAUAACUUGAAAGUGUUGCUUCGCAUUUCUCCACGAUCUUGGGGUUUUACGUAAAAGCGACCAUGUUUUCCCUGUAGUUACGAUGUCUCACCAUCACACCAUCUAUCAUGGACUGCUCACCCAAAUGUCGCCUGGCUAAACACGCCGAUUUCAACUUUUCUGCCCUCAUAAACAUCACACCACACGAUGAAGCUAAAGUUCGUGCGAUCUUACCCCGAUUUUGCUCCAAUUUUGCUCGAGUUAAAGAUCAGUGUGGUCGUAAUGUUCUGCACUUGGCGGCUUCAUGCGGCAAAUGCGACAUUUUGGAGUGGCUUGUGAAAGAAGAAGGAGCUGAUUUGGAUUCUAAAGAUCUAGAAUCGGGUUGGACUCCAUUGCAUCGCAGUUUGUUCUACGGUUAUCUUGAGUGUGCGGUAAAACUAACUCAGGUGGGUCUGGAAAUUGCAAUUAAGCAUCAUUAUUUGCAAUUAUAAAAUGUGCAUAAGUUAGGGCUCGCAUUCACCAAUAAACAAAAAAAAAUAAUAAUAAACAAAUGAACCAACGGACGCACGUCUGGUCUGCUGAUGAGGUUCGCACUACUGUGCCGGCUCAAUUAGUUUGUGCCGUUACAGAAAUCGAUUUGGUACUGAAAAUGUGAUCACAGUCAAAGGUUGUUUUCAUUACACUGAAGUAACUUUGAUGAUUAGUCGCAUUCAAUUUUGUAUUUAAAAGCACUUAAUCUCAUAGCACACUAUAACGCCUUUCACCCCCUCACAAUGAGUUGUAUGGAAAUUUUACCUAGUUUUUUAAAUGUUAUUUCUGUGAAGCUUGGCUCAGAUCCUAGUUGCCUUGACAAGGAAGGUCUCUGUCCAUUGGAUCUGGUUCAACUGGACUCACCAUUCCAAAUUCAGUCAGGAGGUGAGUGUACAUUAACAGCGAGAAGGUAAAUUUAAUUAAUAGUGUUAUUAUAGCAGGUCUUAAGAAAAAGCUUGAAUUCCAGCUUCUCCUUUGGGUAAAUUGAGCUUUCACAUUAAUUGUUUUUUCUUGCCCAGGGCAACUACUUAUACUUGUCUUAGUUAAUGAUUUAGUUGGAGGGUGACUAGCUUACUGGGACCUUUACCCAUCGGGCAAGUAAAAUUCAAAACUUUAAAGUUACUUGCCUAUUAGCAAGAAAUACUACUAGUCCUGGACUACCAGACAUGACAGGACUUUUGUCAAGCCCUGUAUUAUACAAAUAAACCCAUUCACAGAGAUGAGUAUAGGGGAGGGGCCUGAGAGGCCGAUGGAGCCACCGACUAAAGCAGAGUGCAUUGCAUAACCUUGACAGCCUUGAGUGGCAUCCACCCAGGCGCCGUCACUCUGCUAACCAGUAGAACCUAACAUACAUAUACUUACCCUUCCCUCCCUAUGGUAAGUAUGCAUGGUAGGGAGCAGAAAAACACUUGCCAGAACAAUAGCCACAAUCAGCAACCAAACACAAAUGUAGUGGCCUGACAUUGAGAGAAUAGCUGUAAAAAUACCCGCAAGCGGCCAGUGUUCUCCUUAUCAGGCAGUAACCGGUAAAAUGUACCACCUGAAGCAACACUUCUUACUGCCUGCAACUGUUUGAAGGUUUACUAAAAUUAUAUAAUUAACUGAAAAAAAAUACGCAAGUUGUGAUCCAAUCCAAUCAAGGAAAUUAAUGAAAACUUAUAUGGAAAAGUACCAAAGUAUACACAGCUUUUCUUGACUUUCUUACUAUGGGUCACGCAUUUUGGAAAGAGAGCAUUGAAAACAGAGUAAGAUUAUUGGAAUGAAAUGUUUUAAAUUGUUGUCUAGAGGUAACAAUGGUCGAUUUGGGUAAAAUAGGUCUAAAAAUUAGGGAAUGACAUUUCAAAGAACUUAGCUCCUUCUAGGGUGGGGCCAUGUCUCUCACUCCACUACCCACAAAAUUUAGGGAGAACACUGGCAGCCCCACAUAUCACUGAUGUUUGCAUCAGUUUAGCUGUAGGUUAUUAAUAAAAUACAGGAGUCACAUCCUGGGUCCGACUAUUAAUCUCCUAACAAUCAUAUGUAAACUCUCUUCUCAGUAUUUAAAACACAUGCAACUAUUAUUGUUCUAUCAGUGUCACUUUGAUUGACUUUCUAAAAUCUGGAGCAUCAUUUAAUUCCAUUUUUUAUUUCUUACAAUGUAAUUUAUAGUGCAUGCUAAAGUUGUUUCAUCAUACAAAACUUCUUUGGAAGAUGAACUCAAGUUAGAGGUUGGUGAUGUCAUAAGGGAUGUUCAUAUGACACAGGAUAAAUACUGGACUGGUGUUAUGAGAGGCAAGAGAGGACAUUUUCCAAAAGAUUGUGUAAAGCUUCUACUAAAAGGUAUUUGUGUCUUAUUCCUGUAUUAUUAUGCAAAUCACAUGUUUGCUUCAAACCAACUGUUUUUGUUUUGUUUUGUUUUGUUUUGUUUUUUGUGCAUGCAUGAGUACGCUACAAUCUUGGACAAAACUGUUGAGAAAAUUGCGUACUUGGGCGGCAUUUUUUUCUAAACUUCGUAGCCGACUGAUUCUUACCUCUCCCUUUCCCUCUGGAAGCAGUGUUGUUCGGUCUUCAAAAGAAAGCCGAAUCCCUAGGCAUUUGUACGUAGGAAGCAACUUUGAACUGGGGGAGGGGGUUUUCUUUAUGCAAAGCUGUUGAUUUGGAAAUAGUUUUGUUGCGUUAGGAAGUGCGCAUUAAUGAAAACAUUUUCUCAAGUAGUUUUGUCUAGGAUUGUAGAAUAAAUAAAAUUACAUGUAUUAUUUCCUUCAUUUUCUUGUUCACUCAUACCAACAAGAUAGUGCUUAACAAUAUCCAUUCCAACAGACCAUCAACUGGAGCUGUUCACUUGGGGAUCAAACACGAACUUCACUCUGGGUCACAAAGAUGAAAGUACAAGAUACACACCUGAAAUCCUUGAAUGCCUAACUGAAGAUGUAAAACUUUGCGUCAAGGAGGUACAAUUUUAUUGCCAGUAUAAACAGAAAAUUUCAGGACAUACAAGUUUGGAUUAUAUUUUUAUUUAUGUUUAUGCUAAAAUUAGUUGCUAUCUUUUUGUUUGCUUACUGGAUGUUUGCUUGUUUUAAUUGUGUCAGGUUGUAAUGUGCAAGUUUCAUUCUGUAUUCUUGAGUGUUGAUGGGAGAGUUUUCACCUGUGGUCAUGGCAGAGGAGGACGACUGGGACAUGGCAAUGAAAAGACUCUUCUGGUAAUUUUGAACUCGAUUGUACACACGAUACGAGUCAACUCUGUAACUUUUAUAACUGCUACUUGUGUUGAUACCUGCAAAUGUUAUUUUUUUAAACUUACAGUAUGCACCUUAUUUUUUACCAACCUGGAACAUUAGCCAGUGAGUUUACAUUGAUACCAGGUGUCAAAGAAUAAUCAGUUUGCAAGAUAAGGCCUUGCUGAAAAUUAUAAUGAUAACAUUUUUUGUCAAACAUCUACUGUACACUUUAAUUAUGUGCUGUACCUUAAUUUUCUAGGGAGAAAGGGAGAAAACAUAAUAAUUCUGUCAACACUUAGUUAAAUAGAAUAUUAAAGUUUCUACUUGUGGCAUAAUUAGCUAGCCAUGCCAAAGCAGGUGCAGCCUCUCCACUAUACAGUGUGUUCAUAUUCAUCCUACUGAUGCGUCUGAUGCGUACCAACGAACUUCACUGUAUAUUGAACUCACAGACUGAGCUGUAAUUAAGCUGAAUAACUAUAUUAUACUUUUUGUAGAUGUUACCUUUUAAACAAUUUUAUGUUUGCACAUUAAUCCAUUCAAAAUACCAGGAUUUACACUGUGCAAAAGACCCACACAACAUGGCAGAAGAAUGUAAAUUUAUUUGUUGACCUUGCUCUUGUUACAGGAGCCACAGGAGGUUACAGCCUUAAAAGAUGUUAAGUGUUUGUCACUUGCUGCUGGGCAGGACCAUACAGUGGUGGUUACAGAUGAGUAAGUGAUGGUAAAUAAAGAUGUGUGUAAUGAGAAGGAAGGAGGUACAUUUACUGUUUAGCUAGAGUGUCACAUGCACUGCACAAACAAAUAAAGACUGACAUUAGUCAAACCAGACUUAUGUUUAAUCCUGCCAACAUCACACAACAGUUAUUUGGUUAUGUUUGGGUGUUUUAAAAUGCCUUGUGUUCAGAACAGUUGAAUGGCUGUUUUUGUGGCUGCCAUAAUGUUUACAGUGGUUACCUCUGACCGAUAUAAGCUUGGGCACAUUUUACAUGUAUACACACUCCCUAUAUUUUUGACGUGAAUAUUUCUUAACAUUGCUUUUCCCAGUGCUUUGCAAACUAUGCAAAGUUUACUUCAGAAAGGUGUCAAAGAAGCAGCUAAAGAUAAGGGGUAGAUUUAGUUUGGCUUUUAGAGGUGAAAGAAGAACUGUAAUAACAUGGCAGUUUCCAUUUUAAAUCGACAGAAUGGGGACUCGUGUUUAUGUUAUUGUUGUGGAAGAAAAGAAAGUUUUGAAAUGAAGAACAAAUAGAGGAAACAAGCAGCUGGUUAUAUUUACCUUAGUUUAUAGUAGAAAUUCCAGAACAAAUAAUUCCUUUUCUCUUCGAAAAGCUAUCAUCUUCAAGCGAAACCUGAAAAUAUGAGAUUAUGCCAUCACUGGACUAGGUUUGUUUUUGCAUGAGCAUAAAAUGUCCAAAACAUUCUUUCUUUAUCAUGACAUUAAAGAAAAGAAAAAAUUCCUGGCGACCACUUUAUGCCAUCUGGUGAGCAAAAAUUUUUAUUAAGUCGCCAGAUGAUGCCUGUAUCAGAAAUUUAAUUUUGGACCCUGUGCCCCUUGUAUACCUAGUGGAGGACAGAGACAUGAAGACCUCCCUACUUACCUCCCUCCUGCCCUCUAGGUAGAUUUGACACUCUUCCACUGGCCCUGGAUGUCAAAACAUUGGAUAGCAACCCUCCAAGUUGCGACCAUCUUGGUUGCCAUGGCGCCUCAAAUUUUGGAGCUGGCGAAUUGAUUUGUAAAAAAGUCUCCCUAAACCAAAAGGGUUGGUUGCCAAAUGGUGCCCAAGCAAAAAGUUUAACUUAGAGGGCUGGAUAGUGCUAUCCACCAGACCAAUCACUAUCCAGCUGAUAAAUAGUAGGGAAAUCAAUAAGUGUUAUCCACUGGAUAGAGAUUUAUCUGGCCGGGGUUGUUCAAACGUUGUAUAGUGCUUUCCACCAGAUAAAUCACUAUCCAGUGGAUAAGUAUUAGGAAAACUAAUUGCGCUAUCCUCCUUUUGAACAAUCAGGGCCUGGCAGAUAGCACUAUCCACCUCUUAACAACUUGGGCCAGGUUAUUUCGGGUACAUUUGAAACCAAGAUGGUGGCUUGUGCAGAUAGUGCUAGAUAUCAACAAUCUUAAAGAAAAAGUUUGGGGCUGUGAAGUCUCUGAAUGCUGAAUAGCAAAGUCAGAAAGUGCACUAAUAGCUGGUGGCAAUUUGUUUCUCUAUUUCGAUCUAUCAUCCAGAACAACUGCAAUAAUGAAUUAGCUGUUUACACUUCAGCUUUACAAUUCGGUGUAAAGGGCGCAAGUGGAGGAGCUUGCUUUCAGCUGACCAACUUAGUAACACAUAACUCCAAAAAGUGAGCAACACGACAGCACAAGACACUCAAAAAAUGCGGAAACUUUUGUCUCCAGUUGGUUAAAAAGUUAUAACAUAAUUGUUUUGAUUUAUAUAUUAUUUUUUAUCUUUAGUGGCUCAGUGUACACAUUUGGUCUCAAUGAUUCUCAUCAACUUGGACAAGUACCUCCUCCAAAGCAGUGUCUUUGUCCCAGGAUGGUAACUAAUCACAUAAUUUAUCAUUUCGGGUGGUAAUUCUCCUUUUUUCUGUCUCAUAAGAGAAUUUGUACUACGGUUUUUCUUUCUGUGGUGUAAGAAAAGAAAAAAAAAUUGAUUGCAGUAAAAAUAAACUUUAUUAGCAAUGGGAAAUAGACCAUGAUGUGAGUUAAAGGCCCUAUUCACGCUAGAGGUGGAUUAUCCUUCUGAGACGGGUUAUCCGUUGGAUAAUUCGUGUCAGACAGAUAAUAUGUCUUAAUUUGAAAAUAGAAAGGUCUGAAUUUUGGAUGGACAACUCAAUUUAUCCAUCUGUUUUCCGUCAAUUUUGACGGAUUUUGAUGAAGGAUUGUCCGUCUCAGAUGGAUAAUAUGUCUAGUAGUGUGAAAAUGGUCAAUCUGACAAUAGAGACUUUAAGAGCCAAUGACGCAGACAGCAACGAGAACGUCAAAAAACAAUGGGUUUUAUAAGCAAAACAACAACUCUGCACAUGCAUCAUGCUUUUUUUACGUUUCUUUGCCUGUUUUUGCACGACUACAACAUGAACCGCUUUUAUGGAGUUAGUAACAAAAAACGACGAAAUUUUAUUUCUCUUUCUGAACUUGGAUAUGCCCUGUAGGAAUUCAACUCCAGUUUGGUUCGCCUACAUUUGACAAAGUAAGUGGGUAGGAAUAAUUGCGAUAAAGGCUGAAAGAACGUAAAUUCACUUUUUAAGCGACGUUUUCAUUGCCUUCGCGUCACUGGAUCUUAAAACCCCUAAUAUUAUUCACCUGCAGUUGCAAAUAAAGAUGUGGAAGGGCAAAGAGUUCAUUGGAGCUGCAGCAGGUCGUUGUCAUUCAGUAUUUUUCACUCGAAAUGAGGUGUACAGCUGUGGUUUAAAUGCUGGGCAACUUGGUAAGGUUUGUCCACUAUUACCUUGCAUUACCUGUACCAUAUGUUCAGCUGUAGCUUUAGGGUACGGUUGAUCGAUCAUAUUCUUGAAUAAUAAUAGACAGUUCUAAAGUUGUGGCCAAUCUCUGCAAAAGUUUUGGACCAUCAAGAUUUUUGUGUUUUACCAUGGAAUGGAGCAUACCCUUGAAACACCACUGUAUAAUUUAUUUCUUAAUAUGGAGACCUCCUAGUCACAGGUUUUGGCAAGGAGGGGUUAGUUUGUAAGUAAAUGGCUGACAUCAGAAGAAAAAUAAUGUUCCAUUUUUGUGCCAGUGUUUUUCCCAUUUUCUUGUUCUUGUUUUUGUUCUUUUUCCUUUUUUUUAUAUUAACUAGGAACACCCUAUGCCUUAAUUGACUUGGCGGAAUCCAUGGCUCCUUACUCUUCAAGACAUUUCUCAGGUUAUGGUGUUUUAAAAUGAAUCUGUGGUUGUUUCUGUCACAGGUCAUCCAAAAGGAGAAACGUACCAAAUGAUACCACGUCAGGUAAUUAAACAUUUCUUUUCACAUGCUAUAAAGAGUAAAGCUACUAGUUAACUGACUUUAUGUUUGGUAUUCCCUUUUGCACUUUGUCUGCCUAAAUUACAGGUUAGCAGUCUAGCGGACAAGACUGUUAUUAUUAGUAAAGUGACCUGCAGUGAUGCAGCCACAGUCUGCGCCACAAGCAAAGGAGACAUCUAUUUACUGAACCAGUAUAUUUGCCGGAGGAUCAUAUCAAGGUAUGGUAAUCAUCAAGGUAUGGUAAUCAUAACUGAUCUUCAGCAACAGGGUGGCAGAAAGAAGGGGAUGGCAAAACGUUUGUGUUCGGCAAAUUUCACAGGGCUAUUACUUUUGUGCCUUUUUUUUGUUGUUGUUUGCAGUCGUCACUUAACAUUGCUGUGUUCUGGACUUUUGCUAAAAAGUCUUUUUAAAGGAAGUUAAAGUUUAGUGGAAUUUCUUUUCAAAUAUUCAACAAUUUUGUUACGCUUUCACACGAGGUUUUGUCGUCUUCUUUCUUCUGCCAUUCUGAUGCGUAACUUCAGGAUUAUUUGCUCUCUCUCCAUAUACGCGUAAAAAAGCUUCACAUGUAUGUUCCUGUCAUUGCUUUUGGACUUCCCCGUUUGGCCAGUACACCUGUAAAUUGGUUUUGAAAACUGUCAUUGUAAAAAUUUCACGAUGUGGUAAAAAUACCAUUUUUUUGCUAUAUUGCAUGUAAUUUAUAGAUCUCUUUAAUACUAGUUCUAACUGACAAAAUUCAACUCAACUUUCUAUAAAUAGGUUUACUGAUUUGACUACCUUAGCAGUCACUGGGGGAAAGUUGGACGUGGCUUCCCCACAGAAGGCCAGGCAAGAGUUUGCUGAUGAGAUUACUGUAACUGUGCUCAACUCGAGGGGAACGGUAAGUCAUUCUUUUAACACAUGAGGUUUAUUGAUUUCAUGCGUGUGUUUAUGUCAUGACUCUUCCUUUUUUUUAACCUAUACUGUCCAUUAGAGUGACGUUGUUGUUUCCUCAGUCCUCUGUUGUCGGUUCUUUCUUGUCUGUGCUACCACAGUGCAUAUCAUACACAGUGCAAUUAUGUCCUUGAUCUUCUAAUCUUGUUAUGGCUCUUCCUAUCAUUGCAAAACAAAUAUGUUUACUUCCGCUCUUCCUGUCAUUGCAAAGCAUGUUGCCAGUUUCUCGCGUGGGACCAGGAUCCUUGGCGUUGAUGCAAGUCAAGAAUGUCAAGCGAUUACUAAGUAGAGACGGGGAAAGCUAAUUUUAGCUGCCUUCCUCCAAACGGAGAGUCGGUUCACAAGUUAUACCUUUCUUUUACUAUUACGUGGAGCUUCGUCUUUUUUUGCAGUCCUGUAAUGCACGAUCUCUUAUCACCCUCAUUGUUGCUGUUUUAAUCUUUAAACACUCAAAGUUACUUUUCGACUCUUUAUGUUGACACUUCAUGCCAUCGCAGUUAUUGCUGUUAUUGGGCCUUUCUACAUGUAUAUACAGAUAUUGUGUAGAUUAACAAUCUAUUAAUGCUGGCUCAUCCGACAUUGAGGACCCACCAUAUUUUUCUGCUCAUUUACACUUUUUUUUUUUAAGAACGCACCAGCCACUUUCUGAUGCUUUUAAGUGACUCUUCUUUUUAGCAAUCUUUGAUCCUUUGAUAUCGUUUUCAUUCUUCAGUAUUGCAACUUGCUGAUGUUAAGAAAAUUUAUGGCGCUAUCAGUGUCCUUAUAAAUCUGGUUAUUAAUUUACAGCAGUAAAAUAAAUUUGUCUCCUCAGUUGUCCCAGUGGAAACCGAUGUUUGGCUCACUGAGAGAAUGCUGUUGGUAUCACAACAGACCAAUAACAGGUUUUUUAGAACUUUAGUAUGCUGUUAAUGCUUUGCUUAUAUUCCUUUCCUUUUUAAUGUGAUUUCUAAUUGCAAAAAAUUCUUUAACAUCAUGUUAGCAGAUAGAUUUUUAAUACACGUCUGCACUCGUAAGGAUUGUUGGUUCGGUAGUUGGUGGAGUAGUUGGUGGACGUGUUUGAAGCUCCUUUAAUGGACUGGUAUAUUAACUCAGUUUGGUUAUUUUCCUUAGUACGAGAUUUUGCUGUUGGAAGGCAACUUCUUAUUGUGUCUAGUAAGUUGAAAGAGAUUUUCUAUAGGCUUGUUUAUUAUUUUCUCUUGUGUUGAGUCUCCAAUAGAUUUACUACUUAAGUGAUUACAUGUGGCAGCAACCGUCUAAUCUAAGUGCUCUCCUCUUACCAUCCGGAUAUUAUUUUUUUCUGUGAAAAAUAACGAGAACAGCUUUCUGUACAUACUUUGCUGUCUACUAUGGCGUUGCGGUCACGUCACGUCCUUGACAAUGUGGUUACGUGAUGGUCAGUUAGGCCUAGUCCAAACAUCAAACGUAAAAAAAAGGUUUAAAGGUUUGUUUAUAGUGGAAAGUGCACUUAGCUUAUGUAGCUAGUUUACAGGCACUCCACUCAAAUGCUUAGAGACAAAUAAUUCAAAUAAAACAUAACAUAACGUAGGGAAUGGUCAGGGAUUUGUUUCUGUUCCAGCGAAUGGUAUCCCGGAAUCUCUUAUGUUGCCCUUUAUCUAUCCUCUUCUUCUCAGACGAUGGUGAAGCUUUCGUUUGCCAGCCUGGUGAAAAGAGUUUCAGUCCAACGAAAGUUGCUUCCCGGCGAAAACCAUCUGUCUCCUCAACUUCGUCAGAUACUGCACUGGCACAAUCACCUCCCAAAACCACCCCACUCAGUAACUUUUCAGACGACAAAGAUACAUGUAUAACGCUUACAAAGUCAUUUUCUGACAGCACUCUCCUACGUUUACUUGUCAAAGAGACUUGCAAGAAAGAAGCUUUGUGGUAUUGCCUUGAAAGGAUUCCGUUCAUUCAUCGUGGACUACGCGUCUUUACAGACAGCAAAUCUAAAGGUUUUGCUGUGCUUCAGAUUUAUGCCAGGGAGGGGUAUGUUUUCAGUUCAUUGUUAGUUUUAUAACUAGCGAUUCUUCACAAUGUAUGAUUCACUUCCACUUCUGUUACUUGGUGUGCUUGGAGGGAAACUUGUAUGUGGCACAUACUUAGCGAUCGCACAAGAUUCAAGGUACCUCAUGCUGAGCUUGACGUUCUAGUCUGCUAAAGAAAUUCUAUUGUAUUAACACUCAGAUCUUCCUCUUUGACAUACAGUGAGCAAUUUACAGAGUGUGGCGAAACGAAAAUAGAGUAUUAAGAGACGGUUAUUGUAGAGCACCAUGUAUAUUAAUGGCUCAAAAUUGAUGCAUGAUCGAUUCGCAUUUGCUGAAAUGAAAUACGUUUUAUUUAUAGUCUGAAAAACGUACCCGAAGUGAGCAAAACGCAAGUUUGGAAAAACUUGAUGCAGCUGUUAGAAGAAGCAACUAGUGAAGAUGACAUCCAUGAUGUUGAGUUUUUAGUAAGUUUGUCACACAUGCAUCUACUUUCACAUAAUGUCAUUUUAUGAUUGAAUCAACUUGUACUUUUUAACUUUUGUUUAGGAUAAACUUUUGAGAACCAUUGUUAUGGGCUAGUUUUGGCAGAUUUAGAAAAGACAACGCGACGGCAGUGACGACAGUACGCGCAAAUAAAAAAAAAUGGGCUUGACCAAUGGUAGGGCGGCAAAUUGGGCACCGGAAGUCGAGUUCAGCAUUUUCUGCGCGCUUUCCCGUUCUCAACUGACGUUCCCGUUCUGUUGCUAAAUCGCUCUAAUAUACGGUGUCCGGUAGGUGAAAAGAAAUAAUUGGAGUCUUUCUUAAAGGACACGAUACCCUGUUGAACGGACUUGUAGAGUUAAACCUUGUGUUGUUGUUGACGUGUUUUAUAUUUCUUCGUACAAGUGGACCUAUUUUGCAUUGCAUUGGGUCAACAGUCUCGUUUCCAGGCCAAUACGCGUAAUGUGAUUAAGCGGGGGAGCCUUGGAACCCACCGCGAUAGCCAAUCCUCUACGAGACCAGAUUGACGGGUGACGUCACAUCCCGGCUAGCCACAGAGCGACUGGGUACGAGGCUGGCGUUUGGUUGAGUUACUUCCGUAAUACUUGUCAAGAAAAGGAGAGAAAAAAUAAAGGUAAAAUACACAAUAACAACCACAGCAUUACUCCUUUAGGUUAAAGGACAGCCAAUCGCAGCACAUGGAUUUGUUGUGGCUUCAAGAAGUCCUAAAUGUCGCCAACUGAUAUGCAAAAACAAAGAUACCAUCCUACAAACAUCAGUUAAAUCGAUACAAACCAUAUCAUUACCUGAGAAUAGAGAUUACGGCUUUGCACUCAGCUGGUUGAAACGGCUUUAUGGUGGUGAGGACAUCAGCGAUAAAGAGCUGUUCUCUAAAGACUUUUUUCCUUUGAGAGCCAAAAACGGCUUCCAGAGCAUUGGACAAAUCAAACAGGAGAAGAAAAUGUCGAAUGAAACAGACAAAACGAACAAAGAAAAGAAUGUUCAACCACAAAAUGAUAACGAAAAUAUGAUAGCUGGUCGCAUGCUGUCCGACCUUAUGUAUUUGGCGGAACGAGACUUGGAUAAUUUUGGAGCACCGACUUUUGAUUACGGAGACUCCUUGUUUGAUGAUUUUGAGGAAGGACUGGCUUCAUACGCAGGGGAUACGGAAGAAAUGAAGACAAAAUUACAGUCAAAUACGUCAGAUAGGUACAUUGACUUAGUUAAUGUAGUUACACAUUAUAAAGAACUAUGUCAAUUUGCUUUUAUGCAUGAAAAAUGCCUGUCGUUUUCGUCUAGGUUUCAUUUUCCUUAUCUCUUGCGUCAUUGGAGGAGAAAUCAAUGCACAGGCAAAAAUUAUAAUUGUAUUAUUUUCUAGAUAGAAAAUGAUUACUUCCUGUUUUUUGUCUAAAAUGUAUUCUAGUAAGUAUACAAAACAUUUCUCCGUUUUACUUCUAUUUGGCACGCGUUGUUUGUACGGCGUAAAAUUAAUGGUUCAAAAAAUUAAGAUAAUGAAAAUUAAGAUAAUGGUUCACUGAGUAGCCUCGACUGCCGGACGGCCUCUUGAGUUUAUCUACUGACGAUUGCAACAUACAUGUAUACGGCGCUCUGAUGGGCUAAAAUUUUACCGUGCAUCUUUUUCUAACCAGUCGGAGAGAAAAAGAAAACUAGUCGCCACCAACAGAGAGGAAAAGUGUGAAAUCACGUUAACAGGCUAGCAAAUUCCUGGAUCUCAACAAUCGUCUUCACAGAGACGUCCGUUUGCAUUGUCGAACGAUGGAAGAACGCUAUGGGCUACCGUUUUGUUCCUGAGAGCAAUAAUGCACGGGAAAGUCGUGCAUGUCAUUUUUUUUUUUGUCGUUUUUAUCUGCCAUAUUUGUAGGAACGCGGUUUGUUGAGAUAAAAAAUAAAUUGGUAACAUGGCAAUGCCACCGAAGACUUGUCUUCUCUAUCUGGUAAGAGGUCCCAACUUCAACGAUUGUAGCAUGGGUUCGAGUCCCGGGUUCGACGCACUUUGUUUGUUGAGUUUUUAGUUGUUUCUCUUUCUCUGGAUAUCCCUGCAGUUUUCAUCUCUCCUCAAAAACCAACAAGUCCAAAUUGCAAUUUCCAUAUAGAAAGUAUCACCAAUUCAAAAGACAGGGCCUCUUUGAGGGCCAGUGGUUCAUCAGUUCUUGAAAUUGACAUGUGUCACCCGCUCUGAACAACGUGUAAGGUAGUCAGACAGACAGUCUGCAAAAGUGUUAUUUUGUUGUCGAGAUAAUUAUGUUAGUGCGAGGCAGAUUUUAGUUACCCGUUAUAUGAUUAUCUUUAGUAUUAACUUUGCCGGACAUCAUAUCCGACCGCGGUUAAGAUUUAGUCGGACGUGCGCUAAUUUUCUUCAGACAUUGAACGAUGACCGACUGUUAUUUGCAGCUGAUUUGGCCAAAGCAGCAAAUGUCCCAGUUUUAGCGAAAAAAGGACACUCUUAACUACUAGUGAUUGGAUUGUUGUCACUCUUGUUAGGGAAGACAAAGAGGCUGAACCAUCCGACUGUCUGAAAUCAGUUACACUAUCUCGAUCAAACUGGUAAGAAAGUCAGGGUUUUUUGUAUAAAAAGGAUUGUAUGCUUGGUCUUUCUCAGCCUGUUCCAGGCGUUCAGAUUGUGGGGACGGCGCAAAGAGAUGAGUACUCCGUUAACACCGAGUACUUCGCGCCGUACUUGGUGUCUGAACGCCUGGGAAAGGCUAGGUCUUUCUUUCACAGCUUUGUUUUAAAUAUUUUGGAACCCGGUUCUUUUUAAGAGCAUCAAUUCGUUCUCAUGCAAUUUCGAUGUUUUCCAUUAGUCCCGAGCUUUACGAUGUUGUGAUUGUCUGUGAAGACGGAACUGCAUUGCAAUGCCACAAAUGCAUUCUUGUUGCUCAGCUUGGUACGUAUCUACUUUAGACUUGAUUUUAAACCAAACGUUUACUUAAAACCGAAAAGCAGGCAUUGCAUUGCCAGACGGAGAAGUUGUCUUCAGAACAUAUAUCUAAACACGGACCAUUUCCGCUUCUAUGUUAAAAAAAAAGGAACAGGUGAAUUUUUUUCUCUUUUUUAAGAGCUAAAGAAAGUUUUGUCCCAUUGCUUUAAUACCCUUUAUGUCAGUUGGAACUGAUAAAGCAUACUCCUGUUUAAUUUGAAUUUAUGUUUAUUAAAACACAACGAAAUCUAUCCGGGCUUGGCUUUCUAUCCAGAAUGCCCUGCCACUUUUAGUGGUAAUCUGAUCAAUAAAUAAAUUGAAAAAAAAAUUACUUUGCUAAUUGUUUUAGUUACAGAUAUAUCAUUGCAAUUCAUUUAUUUAUACUACUACAUGAGAAAUUUCUGCAAUUUGAUUGGCUUAGAGCAAUUUGAAAAUCCUACAUGUGAAAAUUACGAAUCUUUUGCGGGUAGUAGUAUAAACAAAUAAUAGCAUAAUUUGUACGUGAUAUUUGGCACUCGUGGUAUUUCAAAAUUGCUUCAAAUGUCAAGAUAUCACUCGUGGUAUUUAUGCAAAAUAUCACUACAAAUAAUGCUAUUACCUAUACUAAUUUCGCAUGUGCCUUUUGCAGAUUAUUUCCGAAGCAUGCUUGCAAGUGGCUGGUUAGAGGUAAUGGAACAACUGCUUUCCCUUCUUUAUCAGCCCUUUUUUCUUUAUAACCCGCAAGAACAGAUCAAUUUACCGAUCUUUAUGAUUUAAUCCACUCUUAGACUAGCCAGCAUUCCACAUCCUUAAAGCUGCCAUUCCCAGGUGAUGUUAUGGAAAUUGUGUUGGAUUUUCUCUACUCUGGACAACCAGGAAAAGUUAAAGGCGAGUUCUUUACCCGUGUCCGUGUUCUGCUGCUUAUGUUUCUCGGAAGUAUUUCAGGUGUACGUAUGACAAAGCAUCCUUCGCCUGCAGGUUUCCUUUGGUUUUAGUAUCUAAAAGAAGCGUUUAUAAAGACAACAGCAUUUAUUAAUAUUUCCUUCAGCACAUUAUAUUACCUGAUCUGAGUGCUGACCUGCAAAAUGGCAUAAGUGGUUCAGACCUAAAGAAAAAAUUAAAGAUAUUUACAGACAGUUGUCAAGAAAAAAAAAACAGAGAUAACUUUCCAAUUAGUUUUAUACAUCUCGGCUCGUUUUCCCUAGAAAUUUUGAAUGAAAAUUCUCGUUGUAGCCAUCCUUCAUCAGGCUUACGUGAGAGUGAUCCAAAAGACUCAACCUAACCAACUCCUGACUUUUAUGGUUCAAAGGUUUUAAGGUUAAUUUAACCAGGCAGCACACUAUAUAUGUACAAGCAGCGAAUACGUAAGUGAAUAGCUGAAUUUCACUCGGGGCCCUUCCUGAAGUGACUUCGUCCGAAAUUGCCUCUGACCUAACCUCGCUUCCAGGGUCUUUCUUUGAAGACAAUAUGCCUUGGAAACCAGGCUUUCCCUGAGCGCAACGUGAGCCUUGCUGAGCGCGGUUAGAGCGAUGAUUAGGAUAUUUCAGUUCAGUUCAGUUCAGUUCAGUUUAUUCACACUUGUAUACAAUAUUUACACUGUAUAUAUUUCUAUUGUCUCACUGCUAUUGUAUUUUUCCUUUACAGAAUGUACAGAUUUGGAGUUGUUGGGAAACAUUCUCAUUGUGGCAGAUCAGGUGUUAAGUGAAUCAAGAAUUUAUUUGAUCGUUUAAAAUGCUAUUACUAUAAGAGAAGAUUAUCUCAGCUGUAAAAUUAAAUUAUUAAAUAAAUACGAGUGUCACUAUGAACGCAACUCUCUUGUAAGUGGACAUCUUUCCUUACGUUCGCCUUGACAAACCCCUUUUCAUACGAUAGCCGUUUAUUACCACAACCAGCCAGUUGACACUUCUGCUUGCCGAGGUUGUUUGCUUAAAUUAAAUCCAAAUUAUUGAUUUUUCAGCUACUGAUUUGCCGACUGAAGGAGCUUUGCGAGGCGGUCAUGGCAAAUUUGGGUGUGUCCCUUGUUUAUGGCUUUUUUGUGUAUUUACUUUUUGUUUGUUUGUUUGCCUUUUUGUCACUUUUAAUUAAGUAUUUAUGAAAAUCUGUGUAUUUGUCUAUUUCUUUUUAUUAUUUAUGGGUUCGCGUAUUUGUACAUUUAUGUCUCAAAUCUAACCUCACUAUUGUGAAUUAUGGAAAUCUUUCUCUCCUCCUUCCACAAAUUUCAUAGUUUUUGUGAUGUGCAUUCAAGAAUUUAGACGUAGGUUUUCAUAUUUCAAGUGCCGAUCUUCCGAAUUAUAUCUCUUUAUUAAUCUUUACGAAUCUCACUUAAGUCUCGCUUCAAGAAAAUUAUUUCUUAUAUUGCACUUAAAUUAUUAUCAUUCGUUUAAAAAGUCUGUCUUUUUGUUUUUUUUUUUCAGUGACAUUAAGGAAUGUUGCUGAGGUGUUAGAGUUCGCCAUGCUGUACAACGCUAGCCAGUUGAGAGACGUUUGUACAGAGCUACUUACGAAUAAUUUAGCGACUGUUAUAGAAUCCAGGUUUGUAAUGUUUAAAGUUGUUUGCCAUUUUAUUUUUAUAAAUUCCGCGUAGAAAGUAAAUUCAACAACACUUUCAGGUUUUCACUGGAAACUCUCCAGGAGAAAGUAACCGAUUGAAAAUAAUUAAGUUCUGUUUUCCCUUUUCCAAGUGGGAAUGUCCCAGCUGCUAACGGUUCCACAGGUUUUGGCUAAACGGUUUAGCGGCUACCCUGCCAACAGCUAUAUUAAAGAGAAUAAAUAAAAUAUCUCAAAGUGAAAGUAAGUGAUAAUUUUCUUGUUAACUCUCAGGACGUUGGAUGCACUGAGCGAUGAAGCAUUGGCAGAGGUUUCGAGAGCUUAUCGGCGUUUGGUAGGUUUCCUUCUACAUUGUGCUUCUUGAUUCUCAUUGGGUUUUUUAGUCCGGGUUUUAUUUUUAUGGGUGCGGAACGUUUCUUGACCCUGUUCUUCCCGGGUUUUUCUUCCUAUUUGAUAACCAAGUUCACAAUCUUACAAAGAAAGCACAAUUCUACGUUUUAGCUAGCCCACUCUGGAAACUCCUUUGUCGAAAUUCUCUCUGUUACUUUAUUGUAUUCUACUUUAUACUUUACAUUCUUGACUUUUAUUUCUUUUUUAAUGAAAUUCCCUUUUUAUGUCAGGUUGCUGGCAUGGCUUGGCGUGUGAUAACCCCAGCAGAUAUGCCCGACUUCAUUUUCAAAGAAGUUUCUGAAUCGACCCCAGGAAAGCGAAGAAAGAGCGCGGGACGGAAGAAAUCAUCCAAGAGUGAGAGCGAACAAGAUGCUAACACCCGAAACAAUGUGCAAGAGGAAAUUGUUAAGACUGGUACGCCUGUGAUAACUAGUAAGCUUGCAUUAAAGGUUAAGAGGUUGAAGUUUUAAUAAUAGUGAAAAUUCGUGAAAAGUGCACUUAGCUUACACAGCUUGUUAACACAGGCACCCCACUCUAAUAAUUAGAGAACAAAUAUAGCAUAUCAGGAUAAAGAGCCCCAUCUGGCAGGAGACAACCAGCUGCCCAUUUACAAGCGUGGCUGAGGAUUUGAACUAUUCCGAUCGCGAACAAAUCCAGCAAGUGACCAAGGCGAGAUUAGAACCCGAGACACAAGCUCGCACGUUUUCAGUGUUUUUCGUUGUUGUUAUGGUUUUCUGUUGGUUGUUAGUUCAAUUUUAAGAACCGUGAUUAAUGCACUUGCAUAGGUCUUGAAACGAGCGUCAAGUACGGUGAUGAAGUGUUUGAUCAGCCAGAGAUAACCGAGGAUAAACCUUCAGUUGUCAACCAAAGUGACGAAGCUACUGCAGACCCGGAACACCCACAACCGGAUGAGAAACCAGUACAGGUAUAUAACUUGCCAGUUUAGUGUAGAAACUAUCAUGUAGGCAUUUGAUUGCUUAUUCCAGUAGCCCGCCUCGCUCUUUUUCAGCACCUUUUCGUUUUGUUUUGUUUUUUUGUUUUUUGAAGAUUUUUUGUUAAAAAAAAAGAAAGAAAGAAAAACUACCUUGUCUGUUUUGGUCGCGACAGUCCCCCCCCACCCCCCUCCUCCCUCCCAGCUGCGCAUUUUUUCUAGAGUGUUGUGUGUCUUAUUCAUUGGCAACGUUUUUUGGCCUUUUUUUCUGCUGAGUUUUAAGAUUUCUUUUAUGUCGGGGCUGAAAUACGUUUCACCAAUUUUAGUCCAAUACAGUUAAUGGUCUGUGGUAUCGCAAAGAUGCACCCAAAGUUAUUACCUCAAAGAAGAAAAAUCGCGAGAAAAAACAGUCUCCUCGCCGGUCUGCAGAAGAAUUAGAGGCUAAACAAGAAGCAAAGAAGGAGGUCAGUGUUGACAUCAAGGUGAGAAUAUGCGUUUUAGUGAAAGGGAUGGACACUGACUACCUCACAUACGAGACGGACACGCAAUCGAACUAAUUUCAUUCGCCAACAGACUUAGUACGAUUUUGUUGUGACUUUGAUUACAACUUUCUUGAGGUAUUUGUUCACACGCCAAUAAAAGGAUUGAUUUUCUUUGAAGGUUCCGUCGCUUGAGAAGCCAGUGUGGAGUAGUAAUGCGAGGUAUUUUUCUAUUCAUUUCUUUUUCGAAACCUUUCUUUCUUGCUUCCAUGUACUCAUAUACAUGCUUAUAAUUACGGCUGUCUAAUUAGUUAUUAUUUAUUAACUUUUUUUAAAUAUUGACUCUUAAACGUUCUGAACGUUUCUUACCUUUCUCCUAAUAUCUAGCGCAGCAAGUCCUCCCGCUACUAGUCUCAAAGACAUCAUUGAGCAGGAGCAGAACCAGGCUACCCUCCGUCUCGAUUCCCCGGAUGAGGUACAUUUUACAUCCGCCCUUGUGAGAUUCUACGACAACUGUACUUGUUAUGCACAUGAGUGUUCGAUUGGCACAAUGACAAUAGGUCCUAGCAUACAGCGUUUGUUAAUUAGAUAUUCCGUAACGCAAAAGCGAGAGUACGCUUACCCUUUGUCUCACCAACGCCCCAACCAUUUUCCAAAGUCUGAUAAAUCUAAGAUAAACCUGUGGUAUGCUAUUCUCUUUAUUUUUUCUGCGACUUCGGUGGUUAGUAUACUGUAUUGUCUGUUUUAUGAAUAAUGUGAUCGUCGUUUUUGAGAGAAGAGAACUUUGGGUCGUUUGUAUUAACUCUGUUAUUACAGUCGAACCUCGCCUUAUGUACACCUCUAUAAUACGGACACAGUUCUCUGUCCCAAAGACAACAAAACUCAUACAACUUUCACCUUUAUAAUUCGGACACCUCUGUAAUGCGGGCACCUUUGACAUCCGUAUUAAGGAGGUUUGACUGUACUGUCUUCCUGUAUUGAAGUAGCUUACAGGCGAACCUCUCAAAACGGACACCUCUCUAUUUUGCAUUCAACAGCUCUCUUUGCCCCAAAGACACCAAAAUUCAUAUAAUUCCUACCUCUAUAAUGCGGAAGCCACUGUAAUGAGGACACCUGGUCAGACCCCUUGAUAUCUAUAUUAAGGAGGUCUGACUACAUAUAUUUUUAUUUUAUUGAUUUUACAGAAAAAGUCCAUGACGAAGAGGACCUCCAACAAGAGCCCGCCGAGUUCAGUGGUAAGGAUUGCGACUUGACUUGACAACGUAUUACCGCUUGGCUUUGCUCAUUUCUCUACGAUUAAAAUCCUUUGUAAAUUUUCAGGUCAAUGUGAGUAGUACAAUCGGAAAUGUUAACCGCAGAUCGCAUUUCUUAUUCUCUGUUUAUAGAGUACGAAUGUCUUGUUUUCAGUUUAGGCACCAGUCCGCCUAGUGCUGCUCUUUGGUGGAAUUCAGGAGUCCGGCAAUCACAGAAACAACGAAAGAGGUCAAAGUCCAGUACAUCAGACGAAUCAAGCAGCAACCUGAAAGGCACAGAAGGGAAUGCAAGGGAUGUGACCCCUGACGAAAGAAAAGAUAAAGAAGCAGCUCCUGCAUGG